Ostrinia furnacalis (Asian corn borer) is the source of this 1239-nucleotide messenger RNA. Its product is annotated as pentatricopeptide repeat-containing protein 2, mitochondrial. Gene Ontology annotation, cellular component: mitochondrion. Lineage: Eukaryota; Metazoa; Arthropoda; Insecta; Lepidoptera; Crambidae. Gene Ontology annotation, molecular function: protein binding; RNA binding. Bases 90 to 1229 code for a protein of 379 amino acids. The record is from RefSeq and is a predicted model, not a curated record. The transcript has 9 exons. Gene Ontology annotation, biological process: multicellular organism development; mitochondrion organization; regulation of mRNA processing.
CAAAAUUUGACAAUGUUUAAAAUCUAACCUCAAAUUUAAUCGGCGCUAUUCUUCGGACUUUGCUAAAAAUUUUAUUUAAUUGAAGGAAAAUGACUAUGUUCGCUAAAAUUGUGUUAAAAAAUGCAUUUCAUAACAAUUUUCGGUUAUGUAUUCCAUUUCGAACAUUGUAUGUAACGCAAGUGCAACAUUUAUAUUCACAAACCGCACUUGGGAUUGAUGGUUACCUCCAAUCGAGAAAGAGAAUCAAGGAGCAAUUUUCAAAUUUUUCUGAUAAGUUUCGGACGAAGAUGAUUGAGUUUGUUCAGGAUCCUAAAAACAUGGUUUUCACUGAAGACUUAAAAAAUAUGGUACAUAUAGCGGAACCUGCAGAUCUUGAACUCGUUAUGGAUAUGAUCAAAAAGUUCAACACCAACAAAUCAGAAUUUAGGUUUGGUUCAUUUGUUUUUGGUCCUGUAGUGAUGCGAAUGUACCAUUUUUUGGAUGCUCCCAAUGAGGCUUUGAAGUGCUUUGAGGACCCUGACAACAAAGGUUUCUUCGACCAAGUAAUGACGUACCACAUUUUGCUUGACUUGCUCUACUGCCAUGAAAUGUAUGACGAGAUGUACAGAGUUUUCGAAAGAGCCAAAGAGGCACAAAUAAAUAUGAUUAAAUUCCCCAAGUAUCCUGUAGUUUUGAUUUUAGCAGCGUGUUACAAACAAAACACACCAAAAAGUAUGGAAUACGCUUCCAAUUUGUGGACAGAGAUGACUGACGCAGGCACUGCCCCAGUUAGAAGAGCUUGUACUUUCUUUGCAGCACUAGCACUGAAACAAGGGGCUCCUCAUAUAGCACUAGAGUCAAUAUCAACACAGAAGAAACAUUAUGUCACAGUUAGGAAUAUUAAGGCAAUGGCGCUGGCAGACAUGGGGCGUGUAGACGAUGCUCUCCCGGUGCUAAGGACCGUUUUAGACAUCGACAUUCCUGAAGAAAAGGACAAACACACCUUCUUCGAAGAGACAAUAUCAAGAGUAAGAGCAGCAGUGGAGAAGAAAGGUGACAAGGACUUGCAGAAGGAGUUUGAAACUAUUGAGAAAGAAUUGAAGGAUCGCCGACUUAUAGAUACACAGCAAACUUUAGAGAACCUGUUGAAUGCCGAAAUCACUGCAGGGCCGAAGAAACUGGACAAACCGCGCGGAAUGCCUUUCCAGAAAAAGAUGCCCUACGUUCCUCGCCAAAGAAGGAAUUUCUAAAGAAAGAAAG